This is a messenger RNA of Pundamilia nyererei, 4065 nucleotides long. RefSeq lists its product as uncharacterized. Lineage: Eukaryota; Metazoa; Chordata; Actinopteri; Cichliformes; Cichlidae. Gene Ontology annotation, biological process: regulation of gene expression. Gene Ontology annotation, cellular component: nucleus. The transcript has 11 exons. Bases 257 to 4009 code for a protein of 1250 amino acids. The record is from RefSeq and is a predicted model, not a curated record.
ACACACACACACACACACACACACACACUAUUUUUGUGACCUGAUGCUGUCACGUGUGGGGCGGCAGCCUGCGACAUGAUACGAAACAACAAACUGACGUCAUCAGCAGGCGACUCCCACCUGACAGCGCCCAGGAGGCCGACGGGGAGCCUGUGCAUGUCUUCGGCCACACAUCAGUGCGCGGAUCUCCUGACGCCCGUGCACCGCAGCGUCUGCCGCGCGCAUCUGUCCGUGCACUCCGACAGCGCGGGCCACGAUGGCGGACUGCGUCGGCUUCCAAGCGCAGAUCGCCUCCAUCAUAGAGAUGCUGGCCAACUCGGCGGUAGCCGAAAUUUGCAAACUGGUGGACGACGGUUACGCGGCGCUGCGCUCUCAGAUGGAGCAGGAGCGGGAGAAGAGCGAGAAGGAGAACCGAGCCCUGCGGCAGAGGCUGCGAGACAUGGACGUGAAGAUGCGGAGCUGUGAGAGGAGGAUGAGGAGACGGAGUCAGCGCGAGGAGCAUCACACGGCUCAUUUUAGGCCGCCCAAAGGACCUGAUGACCAUCAGCCCCUGGCACCCCCUCCUCUGGCUCUUUCUGAAGGCAAACCCUUUCAUCCAGUUUCAAAGCAGGAGGAAGCCAAGAUGUUGACACUGGUGAAGCAGGAAAAAGAGGAGAGAGAUGACUGCAACUUGGACGUGAAGGUGGAGGUUAACAUAAGGGCGGAGUGUGGCCUCUCUGCAGCUUUGGAGCCCAGCGAGGAAAGCCCCCCUGCUGACACUGUCCUCGACACCAGCGUCAGCAGCCUCACAUCCUCCACAUCACAGCUGUCCUCCUCUCCUGCUGAUGCCACGAUGGACCUGACCUGCAGGCCUCGAGCAAAACGUAAGGCUGCUAAGCCCGUAGGCAACACCGAGGGGGUCCAUGCCUCCGAAGCGGCUCGCAGGGACCCUUCGGGGAGCCUACCUGAUAUGGCUCUGAAGCCAGAGGUCCAGACAGAUGAGCUCACAGAAGAUGACCUUCAUCCCUCUCAGCUGUCGGCCACUAUAGCCUCUGAUGAGUCGAGCUGCGACCGCCUCAACAGCCUGGGCCUGGAUCUGGCCUGGAUGCAGGAGCGUGUCAGCCAUCUGGGAGCAGCCUAUGCAGUAGCACAGCUGGGUUUGGGGAACACGGACAGCGGGCACCCUUCUGCCUCCUUCCCCUCACAGGGAGGGGGAGAAAGUCUCGACGGCCCCCCGACUAUGCUCUUUACAGGCGGCGCUCACGAGAUGGCUGCUUUUGCUGCCUCCUUCGACAUGGCUGCUGCUGCCGCCGCCGUAGUAGCUGCACCCCCUCCACCUCCGCCCCCUCCCCCUCCUCCGACAGCUCCCACUGGCACUGCCAGCAGCCAGAGGCGGCCUUACAGGAGCAGCACCGCCGCCGCAAAAGAGCCGGUGGCGUGCGCUGUGUGCGGACGUGUGUUCCCCAGCACGGCCGGCCUGGAGUUGCACCAGCGGGUGCACACCGGGGAAAGACCUUACACUUGCCCUCACUGUGGGAAGGGUUUUGCCCAGCCCAACAACCUGCGGGUUCACCUCCUCAUCCACACCGGUGAGAGGCGUUAUCGAUGCACGCUGUGCGGGAAGAGUUUCAUCUCAUCGAGCCAUCUGAAGAGGCACCGUACAGUUCACACACAGGAGAAACCCUACAGCUGCUCGCGCUGCGGCCAGUCCUUCAGCCAGAUGUGUAGCGUCCGCAGACACCGGCAACAGUCUCAGUGUGGCCUUCCUACUCGAGCAGUGAAAGAGCAAAGACCGAGCAGCCAGCGGCUAACAGCCAUGUCCAACCGCCUGGCCUUCCAGACCCAGCUGGCCUCCAUCAUGGAGGUCCUAGCAAACGCAGCGGUGGCGGAAAUCUGUAAGCUGGUUGACGACGACUACGCGGUGGUGAGGUUGCAGAUGUCUCAGUGCCAGAGAGAGAACAAGGCCCUGAAGAGGAAACUACACCUGCUGGAGCUGAAGAUGGCCCGGGGAAAUGCCGAGAGGAGGCUCCGGGAGAGUGCCCUGAACAGCAGCCGGCCGAGGGUGCAGAUAAACGGCAGCGACAGGCCCCGAGAGCUCUCCACCCCCGCCGGUGACGUGUUUGACCAGCAGAGGGAGGUGCUUCUGUGGCCCAGCGGAGACGCAACCGGUGAACUGAUCCUGUCUGAAAGCAUGCACAGUAAGUCUCCAGAUGUGGAGCUGGUGGAGCCGGAGGCAGUGCUGGUGAAAGAGGAGAAGGUGCAGGCAGCCACGUCUCGAGAUGAAGCGGAGCAGAGUACGUCACUUAUAGGAGAUGAUGGGCUGAUGGAGUGUGUCCUUCAUGGAGCUGAAGGUCAGAUGCCUGGCCCCGAGGACCAGGACGCCCAGUCCGUGUCUACUCGAUCCCAGUCGCAGAGCCAGGCGUGCAGGACGAAGCUUACCGGCAGCAGGGGAGUGGAGGUCAGUGGCUCCUCUCCUCUUAAGUGUGAACUCACUGCUUCUGUUGAAGGCAGAGACUCGCUGCAGGAAGUGGCGAUCCCACACCGGUACGUCGACGAUGGCAGCAGCGACUCAAAGUUUGACGUCUUGUGUGACAUCGAUAAAACCGGUCACUCGUUGGUCGGGGAGUUUUUUGACGAGCCCUCAAAUGUUGACGUGGAAGGAACGAGUCCGUCGUGUUCGUACUCGAUGGCGGCCGUCGAUUUGCCGUCAACUUCUUCCGGUGUUAAUGGCUGGAAUCGCUAUGACAACGUGUUUUCCUUGCCCCGGCCCUUCACUGACGGCAGCAAAGCGUUCCCGCGCACUGGCAGGGAAAGACUGUUUGCCUGCAGCUACUGCGGCAAAGCUUUUAACCGGCCCAAGAAAGUGGAGAUACACCAGCGUGUCCACACAGGGGAGAAGCCUUUCAGCUGCUCCACAUGCGGGAAGAUGUUCUCAGAGGCCGGGAACCUGAGAAAACACCAGAGAGUCCACACUGGGGAGAAACCGUACACCUGUGGGGUGUGUGGCAGGGGAUUUGCCUGGAUAAGAAACCUGAAAACACACCAACAAAAGAGCCACGCUGACGUUUACAACGCAGAGACCUGGGAGGGCAGCCAGGCCUCCUCUGAUUGGUCAGGUCCAGUGUCCUGGUUCUCGCUCUGCUGGUUUGUGUAUGCCCCCGUGCAGGCGUCGUCUAAGGAUGAGGAGCCAGAUGUGGUGCUGGUGAAGGUGGAGGAGGUGGAGCCAAUGACGAGACCUCGGAACCGGCCGUGCCUCAGCAUACAGGAGGGGUUGGUGGAGUCCAGUACAGACGACUGCAGAGGAGUGCUGUCCUUUGAUGAAACCACACAGAUGUCCACCAAUCGGCUGUCUGACCUGCAGGACUCUGGGCGGGGCUUCUCAGAGGUCAGCUGUGGCCAUUCUUCGCUGUGGACUAAUAGGGGGGGCGGUUACAGUGAGAGCCUUCCAGGGCUGUCCUCACACUUUGCUCCACUCUCAUACUUGCCUGGCACACUCACUGGAGGAGAGCCUGGCAGCUCUGGGAGGGGAUCGGCUGCUGAGAACGCAACAGAGAGGGGAUCAGCCGCUGAGAAUUCUAGAAAGUUGCCCACUUAUCCCUUUGAGCAGAAGCUUCCUGUUAUUGAUCUGUCAGAUGAGUCCAGCCAAAGUCAGGUGUCAAGUCAGACGCAAGCAGGACACCUGUCAGUCCAGGGGUCUCAACAGUAUCUGCACCCAGGUCCAAGUCAGGGCCCAAAAAAUCCCACGAAGAGGGAUUGUGUCUGUAGUUUCUGUGGGAAAAGGUUUCCUGCUCCAGCAAAUUUGGAAUCUCAUAUGAGAACCCAUACUGGAGAAAAGCCAUAUGGCUGCACCAUCUGUGGUAAAAAAUUCUCCCAGUUGUGGAAUUUGAAGAUCCACAGGAACAUCCACACAGGGGAGCGACCGUACCAGUGCUCGCUCUGCCCCGAAAAGUUUUCUGACCCCAGCAACCUGAAAAAACACCUAAAGAGACACCAUCCACAAAACAUGGCCAUACAGUCAGGAACAUCUUAGAUGAAAGGGCUAACACACUGUUAAUGAGUACUGUAUUUUUCAGACCAUUAGGCGCA